Linum tenue is the source of this 2156-nucleotide messenger RNA. The record is from the annotation of a GenBank genome assembly. Lineage: Eukaryota; Viridiplantae; Streptophyta; Magnoliopsida; Malpighiales; Linaceae.
ACCGGAAUCUGCAGUCUAUCGACCACAGACAAUCACUACCCCAUUUUAAUUUCUUACCCCCGAGAAAACUUCUCCUUCCUCCUUUUCAUCUUCGCUUCUUCCUCUCACUCCCUCGUCUUCCUCCUCAUCCGCCGCCGCCAUCUCCGGCAACGGAACCCUUCUCCUUUUCGUUUCCCCCACCUCCCUCUCCUUUCUCUAUCAAAUCGGAAAUAAUAGUUACAAUUGGUAGAGGAGGAAUUUAAGUGCCGGAAAUCUGAAGGGCGUCGGCGUCGAAGACCAAAAAAAGGCCUUCGGUUGAAUCGGUGACCGGAGUGCCCUUUUUUUGGCGGGGUCGGUUGAGGAAGGAGACAAACAACGAAAACCCUAAUUAAUUAAAAAAGAUAAUUUCCCCAAUUUGAUUCCGAUUUCCAUUUCUAUUCAAUCAUGCAGUUGUUGAGGUUUGUUGAGAGUCUCCUUCCUGGACUUGGUGCUUUGCAAGCUAAGAUCUCCGACGUGGCGCCUGUAAAUGCAGUUUUGUAGAUUGCUUCCCCCUUGGAUCUGCCAUCUCUUUGCAUGCAUGGGAGCAGAGGUUGUCUUGGUUGCUGUGCUAAACCCACUACCGUUGUUUCUGUCAAUGAGCAUUCAAAGGGAUUAAGACCUCUUGACCGGACAUCUAAGAAACAUAGCAUAACCGACGAUUUCUGGAGCACUAGUGCAGCAGAAAUAGACAACAGUGCUCUACAAUCACAGAGAAGCAUGUCAUCCAUCAGCACACUAAACCAGCCCCUUGAUCCCUGCAGUAAUGCUGGCAGCUCAAGCAACCCUCCUGAAUUUGUAAAUCAUGGCGUCUUCUUCUAUGGAACCAGACAAGGCAGCAAUGGCUUGCAAAUAAGUUAACUCAGAGCAAAACACAAUCACAAGUUCGUGAACCCACGAUAAGCUGGAAUUCUUCUUAUGAGAGCUUGCUUGGGAGUAAUAAGCCAUUCACCCGUCCUGUUCCUCUGGCUGAAAUGGUGGAUUUUCUAGUGGACGUUUGGGAACAAGAAGGGUUGUACGAUUGAAUCAAUUGGGAAGGAGCCUUAUUUAGAAGUUCUUUCUCUCUUUGGUGGUAAAAUCCAGGGUUGUAGCAAAUUGUGAUUAACCCAUAAUUUAUGUGUUUCCUCAUCCGGGGAGGAAGAAAAGAAACACAUCUUCCCUCAGAACCACUUUGUGAGUUGUCUUUGAUUUAGAUUGUCGACCGGUGCCUCCGCGGGCUCGGUGAUUUACUGUGAUUCUAUUGUUAUCAUCAGCCUCUAUCAAAUCAGUACUUGUGCAGAUUCAGUUCAUUAACUGAUUGAUUUCUGAGGCGUUCUGUUGCUGUUGAAAGCCUACCUUUUUUUCCUACUACAGUUCAAGAGUGGGAUAUGGGUCAAAGAAAAUCACCCCUGGCCUUAAACGCCAAAGGGUAAUCGUGAUGGAAUGAUUAAUGAAAUUCUGAGAUGAAGAAUCCAUGGAUUUUGUAUAAUCGUGGAAUUCAAAUUCUCAUUCUCCAAGAAACCUCUGCAUCUUUUCUCGCACAGUCUGCUCUCACCUAAUAACAAGUAAUGCCUUUGCUUGGUCUUCACUCUUCAGGGUUAGCCGCCUUCUCAAGGAUUGAUUUGAUCGCUUAAACCAGACACCCAAAAUACAGAAAUGGAGACUUGUGUGUCGAUGCAGGACAAGAAAUAGGAUUUGGAUGGUAUUGGUAGGGUUUCCAGGGAAGAAGUUUGUCUUCUCCUUCCCCCCUAACCAAUAAACAGAAGCAUUUAUGUGGUGGGUGGUGGACUCGUCUCUACUUUAAGCCGAAUGUGUUUCAGUCUCCACCCCAUCCCAUCCAGUCCCACAAUGAAAAAGCAAAGCGACAAACCAUGGUAUGUGGUUCUGGUCCUGCUCCGUGUAUCAGGAAAAUUGAGCUAGUAUCAAGAAUUAGUCCAUUACAAGUGAUUGUUUAUACGGUACAAGGGUAUUAUGGGCUGGUUGUAUUAGUUAAACUACAUAGCAUCACCAUCUACUUAGGUUUGUUCAUUUCACCAGUUGCAUUGUGUAGGUCCCUAAUAAGUGAUCCGGUGAGUAGAUGAGCACCUCUUAUGAAGUGGUAAAUCCCUAUGGUCGUAACAGAGUCAUUGAAAUUCAUUGUGAUACAUCAUGUCCAAUGCAGU